UGCUACAAAAUGCUCAUGAAUAUUGGGAAUCCUUCACUGUCUGAGAGACAUCUUGAUCAGAGCAAUACACUCAGUAUUAUAUAUCCGGGAGAUCAAAUUCCAGACUGGUUCAGCCAUCGGAAGGAGAUAUCAAAAGGUAAUUCAUGUGAGAUGAAUAUCAAUGGGCCUUCCAAUUGGAAUGAUAUCAAAGGAGUUCUUUUAUGUGCUGUUUUUGAGCCCCAGAAUCCGGUCCCUCUUGAACCAAAUUUUUCAUUUCGAGUUAGGAUCAAUGGUAGUAUUAUCCCAAGGGGACAGUCACAGGCUCCUUUGCGUGAAGAACGAAUAUCUCAUUUGAUGGGAUUAGAUCACGUAUGGCUACUUUACUUGAUUGUAGAACCCAAUAUCCUGAAGGGGAAUAGUCUGAAAUUUGAGUUUCAGAUUUAUUCAUAUUCAAUGAUCUUUAAAAGUUGUGGAGCCCAUAUGGUGCCAUUCAAGCAUGAAGAGAUUAGAGCCAAUCCAGGCGUGCUCCAUGAUGAUGCUGAUCUCCACUUGGAUAUCCAACUUUCUAAGAGAUUCCUUGACGAUGAUGAUAAUGAUCAUGAUGGCAGCUUAGAAAAAAGUUUCUACCCACAAAAGAAAAGUUGUUCUUCUUCAACCUUGGAGAUCGAGAUUGCAGACUUGGAGGUUGACCAUGAUAAUCUCAAGGAAGCUUUGGAUUUAGAACGUUAGAAAUAUAUUUUUCACAUGGUUUGUUGUAAAUAGCUGACUUCUGUCCAGUUUGUGCAAACUAGCUAUAUCAGAACACGGCUCAAGUUUUUGUUGAGAAAUAAU
Molecule: messenger RNA, 810 nt
Organism: Juglans regia (Persian walnut)
Lineage: Eukaryota; Viridiplantae; Streptophyta; Magnoliopsida; Fagales; Juglandaceae
Exons: 2
Coding region: 10-708 (232 amino acids)
Source: RefSeq, a predicted model, not a curated record